Molecule: messenger RNA, 528 nt
Organism: Aspergillus aculeatus ATCC 16872
Lineage: Eukaryota; Fungi; Ascomycota; Eurotiomycetes; Eurotiales; Aspergillaceae
Product: coiled-coil-helix-coiled-coil-helix domain-containing protein
Exons: 3
Coding region: 1-528 (175 amino acids)
Biological process (GO): mitochondrion organization
Cellular component (GO): mitochondrion; nucleus
Source: RefSeq, a predicted model, not a curated record
AUGCCUCGUCAACGCCGUGGUGCCGCUCCCACCCCCGCGCGCAGCGCUCCCACUAGACCUACUGCCGCACCCGCCAGACCGGCAGCUCCUGUCCAGCAGCAGCACAGCCAGCCUCACUCGACCUCCGCGCAUCCUCCUGCCGCUGCUCCUGCCGCUGCUCCCCCGGCCCCGAUGGCUGCUCCUGUCCAGAGCUCCGGCCCCGGUCUCUUCGGCCAGAUGGCUUCCACCGCUGCUGGUGUAGCAGUCGGAUCCUCCAUCGGCCACGCCAUCGGCGGGUUCUUCAGCGGCGGCGGCUCCAGCGCCCCCGCCGAGGCCGCUGAGGCCGCUGCUCCCCCGGCCGCGCCCCAGGCCAUGGACAACGCCCUCUGGGCCGGCAACGCCACCAACAGCUCCUGGGAGAACCCAGCCUGCGCCACCGACGUGCAGAACUUCCGUCGCUGCAUGGACGAGAACCAGGGCAACAUGUCCAUCUGCGGAUGGUAUUUGGAUCAGCUGAAAGCCUGCCAGGCUGCUGCUAAGCAGUACUAG